GAUGGUCAUCAUGUUCAGCAUGAAGCAAGCUGCUCUGCUCUUCAUUCAGCUGUCACAGACAACCUAUGUAUUUGCAGCGCCGGCUACAGCAGACCACUAUGAUGUGUCGGUGUCCAGAGGAGACCCAGUCGUGCUCACCUGUUAUAUAUCUAAUGAAAAUACAACAGUUCUCAAAUGGACCAAAGACAGAUGGUAUUUUGUGCACUCCAUCUCCAAUAAUCGAACUUUUUCUAAUUUCUCCUCUCACAGACUGAGAAUAGACACAAACAAACCUUCUACACUCAGUAUUGAUAAUACUCACCAUGAUGAUGCAGGAGUUUAUUCUUGUAAUAUAACUGGUAGUAAAGGCCUUUACAACAUGUCAUGGACCGUAACAGUUCUUGAAAAUCAAAAUGGAACCAGUCCAUCACAAUAUAUUAUGGUCGCACUACUACCUGCCUUUGGAUUCCUUUUAUGUUGUUCAGCAUUAACUGUCUGCCUCUGCAGAAAAUAUGGCACCAGAAAAGAGAGACAGAAAUCAGUCCAACCCCAGACUCAGCUUCAAGUGGGAGGACAGGAAGUCCACAAUCAGAUGCGAAGUCCAGGUCAGUGGAGGAGCAAAAAGCACAGAAGAGACUACCUGGAAAAACUGAAUUCUGUUUAUGGUCAUGUCUGAGCUCAGACCUCUUUAAUUUACUUGAAAAAAAAACCCAGUUUGAAGGACAUUAUUAUUGUUAUUAUUUAACAAAAGAGAUGUUUAACAUGUCAAUAAAAGGAAGUCACAAAUCAACAACA
Messenger RNA from Poeciliopsis prolifica (blackstripe livebearer), 774 nucleotides. RefSeq lists its product as uncharacterized. NCBI's taxonomy places the organism in Eukaryota, Metazoa, Chordata, Actinopteri, Cyprinodontiformes, Poeciliidae. The record is from RefSeq and is a predicted model, not a curated record. Bases 2 to 655 code for a protein of 217 amino acids. The transcript has 5 exons.